UCAGUGAUGUGCUAGCGCAACUCGAGUCAUGCUGAGUGGUACCGCAGCCUCAAUGUCACGAGUAGACCCUUCACUUCGACUUGAUCAUCCUUUUUGCAGUCGACCAACAUCAGCAAUUGUGAGCUACCAUGCUGAGGUGAUCAAGCCCCGCUGGAGCUGCAGGUAUCAACUGCAAACACCUGCCCGCUGCCGCAUUAACAUACAACACACACACACACGAGAACACACCGACUGCUGCACAACGCCGAUAGCGCAGCUCUGUCCUGUCAACACGGAGGAUAAUCAGCUGCUGGGGAUUGUGGGCACAAAAUAUUGUAGGUACUUACUGCACCCUGUUGGUCAAGAGUGGGAACUACACAGGGACCUUAAAGUACAGGGCAUAGGUAAGAGUGCAAUUCUCCUUUAUGAUUCUUUGAUUGUUGGAUUCUUAUUUUGCUAUGUAUUUUUUCAUUUACAACAACAACAACAAAAUCAGUGUUUUGGGCGUGCUUUUAAGUUUUUUUUUGUUAGCUUUUAUGUUGUAAUUCAGUCCUGGACUUGUCAGUAUGAUGAAGUUCCGUUGUAAACAUUUAAACCAAAACCACACUAAUAAAUUUCAGGUACAAUGAUCUGAAUAUCAAUACAAUUAUUACAGAAUUGCGUGUGAAUAUGAUUCACUAUUAUUAUUAUUAUUAUUAUUAUUAGUAGUAGUAGUAGUAGUAGUAGUAGUAGUCGCAGUUCAAUUAAUUAGUUACAAUUCAAGCUGUAGUUUGCCCCCCUUUGCAUAGGAGGGCACUAUUGCACGCCUUGCACUGGCUAUAGAAGGCCAGCACAAAACAAAGACGAAGAAGAACCGAAUGCACUGGAUGAGAACUUACCAGAAGAGAGCCGAAAUUUUUUUCCCACUCCUCUCAUACAUUCCCGUCUUUAAGGAGGCGAUAGUGCUUUUAUUUAUUGCGAACACUUGUUUGGCUGUGUGAUUCUUGAACAUCAAGUCAACCCAAGAAGGAAGCGACCAACACCACAACGGGGGGGGGGGGGAAAGAAGGUGCCAGAGCAGCUAGCGCCAGGUUGCUGAAAUCUUUCUUCCAUCAGCGUCCUGAUGGUGUGUUUGUCGAGUUGAAGAAGCCCACCAGUCGCAGUGUGUCUCAUCCUCCCAAGCCGACAUGUCCAUCGCCAACACGCCCACCAGCAACGACGCCUGCCUGAGCAUCGUGCACAGCCUUAUGUGCCACCGGCAGGGCGGCGAGAGCGAGAGUUUCGCCAAGCGGGCCAUCGAGAGCCUGGUGAAGAAGCUCAAGGAGAAGAAGGAUGAGCUGGACUCGCUUAUCACCGCCAUCACCACCAACGGCGCCCAUCCCAGCAAGUGCGUCACCAUCCCCAGGACACUGGAUGGACGUCUGCAGGUGGCGGGUCGCAAGGGUUUCCCACAUGUGGUCUAUGCCAAACUGUGGCGCUGGCCCGACCUGCACAAGAAUGAACUGAAACAUGUCAAAUACUGCCAGUAUGCUUUCGACCUCAAGGCCGACAGCGUUUGCGUCAAUCCUUAUCACUAUGAACGGGUGGUCUCUCCCGGCAUAGAUAUAUCAGGACUGAAUCUAACAGGCUCCAGGCCCGGCUCUGCGCUGAUGGUCAAAGAUGAGCAUGAUUUUGACGGCCCCCAGAGCCUGCCCCCCAUGGACGAAGGCCGCUCCAUGCAAACCAUCCAACACCCUCCAUCAGGGGGCCGCCCGGGACCGUCUGACUUAUUUGCCCCUACCAACAUGCUUCCCCCCGCCGAGGCCUCCACUUCUGCCUCCACGUCGUCGUUCCCCACUGUCGCCACAGGAUCGGCCAGUGGCAAUACUGUCUGGUCAAGGAACAGCAGCUUCACCCCCAACACGCCGCACCACAGCAACGGUCACCUGCAGCAUCACCCUCCCAUGCCUCAGCCGGCACACUACUGGUCAGUCCAUGAUGAGUUUCCAUUUCAGCCUCCCAUAUCUAAUCAUCCUGCUCCAGACUACUGGUGCUCCAUCGCCUACUUUGAGAUGGACCUGCAGGUGGGCGAGACCUUCAAGGUGCCGUCGUCGUGCCCCGUCGUGACCGUGGACGGUUACGUAGACCCGUCGGGCGGCGACCGCUUUUGUCUGGGUCAGCUCAGCAACGUCCAUCGCACAGAAGCCAUCGAGAGAGCCAGACUUCACAUCGGCAAAGGCGUACAGCUGGAGUGCAAAGGCGAGGGCGACGUUUGGGUGCGCUGCCUCAGCGACCAUGCCGUCUUCGUGCAGAGCUACUACUUGGACCGCGAGGCCGGACGGGCGCCCGGCGACGCCGUCCAUAAGAUUUACCCCAGCGCUUACAUUAAGGUGUUCGACUUGCGUCAGUGUCACAGACAAAUGCAGCAACAGGCGGCAACCGCUCAAGCGGCGGCUGCGGCGCAGGCAGCUGCAGUGGCAGGAAACAUCCCAGGACCCGGCUCGGUGGGAGGGAUCGCGCCCGCCAUCAGUCUGUCGGCAGCGGCCGGCAUCGGCGUGGACGACCUACGCCGCCUGUGCAUCCUGCGCAUGAGCUUUGUGAAAGGCUGGGGGCCCGAUUACCCUCGGCAAAGCAUCAAGGAGACGCCGUGCUGGAUCGAGAUCCACCUGCACCGCGCCCUGCAGCUGCUGGACGAGGUGCUGCACACCAUGCCCAUCGCCGACCCCCAGCCGCUCGACUGAACUCAGAUGGACUCUCUGCUUGUUGGUGUUGUCAUCGUUCUCGUCAGGUGGGUUUUGACGGUGCUGUGGUGUUAACCCAAAAUAACACAUUUCAUCCGAAAGGGCAAACUAUAGAUCAGUCAGACUGCUGGACUAGACCAGAGUGCUGUGUUUUCUACAUGAUGAACAUUUGUGGCUUUUUUUUUUUUUCUUAAAUAGAAUAUUUAGUAUGAGAUUUCAGUUGAUUUUACAAUUGCGGUUUUACCAGUCACUACAUUAGGUACACAUGCAUAAAAAUGUCGGUUCAUGAUAUUUUCAGAUGUAUUGAAAAGUAAGGCCACAUUGUUAAGAAAAAUAAUGUAGAAGGGGUAAUAGUCAAAGAAUGCAAUUAUGCGGGCACUAUUAUAAUAAUAAUAUAAUAUAAUAAGUUCCUUCACAUAAUCGUACAACCAAUUAAAUUUAAUUAUUUUACAACUAAGUUUUGAAAUUAUAUGGAAGAUGUAUGUUAUUGAGAAAGUGAUUUCGCAACAAUGAAUUAAAACAUCUGAAUUUUAGAAGUCAUUUUAAGAGAAAAAAUGGGCUAAUAAGAAAUUAAAUUGUAAUUUCAUCAGAAAGUGUUUUUGUGUGGGGGGGUUAUUAGUAUGAGAAUGUUAAUAUUCUCUGAAUAAAAUGGAAAUAUUACCCCAAAAAUAAGUAUAAAACUUUUACAAGGAAAUAAA
Messenger RNA from Syngnathus acus (greater pipefish), 3376 nucleotides. RefSeq names its product mothers against decapentaplegic homolog 4-like. The record is from RefSeq and is a predicted model, not a curated record. The coding region runs from base 1146 to 2678 and encodes 510 amino acids. Gene Ontology annotation, cellular component: heteromeric SMAD protein complex. NCBI's taxonomy places the organism in Eukaryota, Metazoa, Chordata, Actinopteri, Syngnathiformes, Syngnathidae. Gene Ontology annotation, biological process: regulation of transcription by RNA polymerase II; SMAD protein signal transduction; cell differentiation. Gene Ontology annotation, molecular function: I-SMAD binding; DNA-binding transcription factor activity, RNA polymerase II-specific; RNA polymerase II cis-regulatory region sequence-specific DNA binding. The transcript is spliced from 13 exons.